AAGAGUUAAGCUAUGUUUUACGUCUUUAAGGUUUGUAUGCAUCAUCAUGUUUGGCACAGCACUGAUCUAGUCGUGUUCACCAUGUGUUCUCGUGCUGUUUCACUCCUUUGUUUCACUCCUGUGUGUCACUCCUCCCAUCUAAUCGCCUCCGACACACGAGAUGAAACACGUUUCGACAACAUGUCGUUUGACACCCAACGAUCACGUAUUAAACUAGUAGCCUAUUAAAAUACGCCUGAUAUUACAUCUAAAACGAAAAAUUCGAAAUCGCUGUAGAAAGUGAGAAAACAGGACUAGAGAUGACAAAUGAAACACAGCCGUGUGAUUUCCUGAAGUGACUUUACUCCUGCGGCGCGCGCUCAGACACCUGACCCACAUGGCCCACGUUAGCGAUCAGUACGCGUCUCUAAACUAUCCCGAGGAGAAUGACGAAACCAGGAGUGAAGAGUUCGAGUCAGACGUCACUCACAACCGUUCCACAGCCGUCCCACAACCUGCGCAGAUCGUUCACCAGCAUCACCCAGUGAGCUUCGCCCAUCAGACGCCCUUCCCCAGCUGGGACGGUCCCAUCAGGGCGGACUCUCCUCACAGCCUGCCCUCCUGCCUCUACCACACGCUCUCAGACGAAGCCUCGUAUUUCCCCAGCAGGCCUCGCUCUCUUCCAGACAGCUGUAGUCCGAGUCUGGAGAGUCUGGAUUAUCCCAGAUCUCUGCGUUCCUUUCCUCCGUCUGCGAACAUGUACCACCAUCCCUCGCCCUCGUACCCCAACGCUUACCUUCGGCCGCCCUGCAGCGGUCGGUUCGGUCCACCGCCGCAUCACCUCAUCCCCGUCCAUCACUGCAGCUCCUCAGGCCUGAUGCAGUACAGACAAAUGGACACACGCUUCUCUGAAAAUGGAAAUGCGUCUGUGAACUCCAGACAGGCCAGUCAGGGUAUCACAAACCUGCCGCAGGAACAGAGGAAAGUUUUCGUCACCUACGAAGCCGACAGUGAAGAGCACUUGAAGGAGAUCAUUAAAUUCGUGUCUUUGCUGAGGAACAACGGCUUUGACACGCAUAUUGAUGUUUUCGAGCAGCAGCUGAACAGCAUCAGUAAGAUCGACUGCAUGGAGCGAUAUCUCAAUGAGAAAGAUUACCUGAUCAUCAUCAUCAUCAGCCUGAGGUAUUACGAGACCAUAUCAGGCCUGAACAUCAGCGACGAGAGAACCUCGAACACUGUGUACAUCCACAAACAGCUGCAGAGUGAAUUCAUUCAGAACGGAUGCAGGAACUACAGGUUCAUUCCUAUUCUGUUCCCGGGGGCUAAAAAGUGUUACGUUCCCACCUGGCUGCAAAACACACAAGUCUACAGCUGGCCGAGAGACCGGGACGAUAUUCUGCGCAGGUUAAUGCGUGUGGAGAAAUACAACCCUCCUCCCAUCGGUCCUCUGCCGACCAUCAUCUCCAUUCCUCUUUAGAGCAGCGCUUCGAAUCGCAGACGAGCCAUAAGUUAAAAAAAAAAAGUAACAGUUCACCCAAAACUGAAAAAACACGCAGAUAAUGUUCUCACCCUCAGACCAACUGAGA
This is a messenger RNA of Carassius auratus (goldfish), 1565 nucleotides long. Its product is annotated as adapter protein CIKS-like. The transcript is spliced from 9 exons. The record is from RefSeq and is a predicted model, not a curated record. The coding region runs from base 377 to 1456 and encodes 359 amino acids. Gene Ontology annotation, biological process: positive regulation of canonical NF-kappaB signal transduction; humoral immune response. NCBI's taxonomy places the organism in Eukaryota, Metazoa, Chordata, Actinopteri, Cypriniformes, Cyprinidae.